Molecule: messenger RNA, 2098 nt
Organism: Klebsormidium nitens
Lineage: Eukaryota; Viridiplantae; Streptophyta; Klebsormidiophyceae; Klebsormidiales; Klebsormidiaceae
Source: the annotation of a GenBank genome assembly
UGCUGUCCAGAGAAACCCAGGGCCAUAGUACCAGUACAUACAGGUACCGUUGCAUAGGUUCGUAGCAGCAGCUCUCACAUGGGCGUCGUUUCUUGCAGCCAAGGGGUGCUUCGAGACAGAGAGAAGCAUGCUGGGCAGCCCGCAGUGGGGGCCUGGUUGGCCUUCAACAAUAGAUAGAUAGCAAGCUGUGCGUUUCAAGACGAUUGACCGCAUGGUGCAGGCACUUAGUGCAAGCUCACAGGAAAGGUAGCAACUAGAGCUGUCAUCAGAGUAAAUCAGAGACGAGGAAAGGUGCUUUGAUUCCUCACAAAACAGCGGGCCAGAUAACCAUCCUUGGCAUAUUAUUUGCUCGCCAAUAUGUGUCCGCUAAACAGCGAUGUCUUGCUAUCCAUUCUUGAGCAGGUCAAGGGCUGUUCGGCUGACCUCAAAGCAUGUGCUUCGGUAUCUCGCACAUGGCGCGACCUGGCCUUUGCUGCUAAAGGCAGCCUGAAAGUGACAAGCGGACCAACAGUUGCUGAGGUAUUGAAGCUGUUGGCAGACUACCCCAGCAUUCACACCGUCUGCCUCUACGCACUGGAAGAGAUUGACGUGCUGCUCAUGUCCCAAGGCAUUGCACGCGAGGCCGUCGAUGUGAAAACUCUCCAUCUUGUCUCGUGCAAGGCGCUGUGCUCCAUGGGGACGUCAGGUUUGCUGGUGACGUUUUCGAUCAGUCAGCAGGGCCACGUGGCUGACUACCAGCGGUUCUCCAUUGAGCGCUCAGUCAAAGGGCAGCGGUCUGUCAGGUGGAGACUGCGGGAGUUGCUCCUCAGCGGCUCCCCCCUGGACGACCACCAACUGCAGGCGCUCCUCGAUAGCGGUCGUGGCAGCCACCUCGAGCGUCUCACUCUCUGCCGCUGCCCCAAGCUGCGCGGGUGGGGGCUCAGCCACGUGUUUGAGAAGUGCUGCCCGAACCUACAGUCCCUCACUCUCGCCGACAUGGACCACUUGAGUCGCCCCAACCCGCGGCUACCCCCGGCCGAACAGGGCCCUCUGCAAAGCCUGCGGGCGCACAGGCUUGCCAGCGGCCUUUCUUCAGGCCUAUUGACGGGCCUUGUCGCGGGAGUGAGUACUCUCCCGCCGUCCCUCAAGACCCUGGCCCUGCGGGGCCUGGGCGCGGCGUCGCUUCUGCCCGUCGCCGCGGAGCUUUGCCCGCAGCUGAGAGCCCUUUAUGUGAGUGUGGAUUGUCAGGCCGGCCAUUUUUCCAUUGGUGACGUGGCACGAGGACAGCUUGCGAAGCUGGAAGUUUUGGGGGUUGCGGAGACGGUUCCACGCGCCGCUAUGGCUAGCUUCCUUGUAGCACACCCGGGAGUUAGAGUGGUUAACGAGAGCGGACCGCUUUUGGGGGGUGCGGAAGAAUGGGGCCUGCCGAAGGCAGCCGGCGGUCCAGGAUUUAAAGGCGGGUUGAAAGUCAGGGAUCGCCGCUGAGAGGCUCAGCGAGCCUAGCCAUUUUGCCAGUCUAACUACUAGUUAAUUGUGUGUUUGAAACCGGCCCAGCAGUGGCUUGGUGCGGAGAGCUUUGCUGAGAACCCCGAGGGAGCUGCCAUUUUUGCAACGUAGUUGAGGGCAGCUGUUCUCGGGUACGGUUAGAGCGCUUGUACAAGCAGGACUUCGUACGCGUUGAGACAGCAAAUGUAAAGAGUGGUCUCUGCGCCUGAGGAAGUUUCGGCUAGAUUGAAGGUGUCCCUGAUGCCGCAAUUUCCCCUCGGUUUUAGGGACAGUUUGUGCAUUUUGCAGAAUAUCUGAUUUCGUUUCUAGAGUUCAGCGCUUUCGAGCAUGUCAAGCCUAGCUUGAGACAGACAUCAGCUUUGGGCCCACUAAGUGAGACGUGGGUUCCAGCGGGACCUGAGAGUUUAGACCAGACGGACCUGCGCACUUUUAGUAAGCAAAGAAACCAGGUAGCUGCCAGUUUUGCUAAUCGAGGGCAGCGGCUCCUGAAGAGAGUGCGUUGACAAAAGUAUUGAAUUCGGAGUUUACAUCGUUGUCUUUUCUUCAGCGGCUCACCUAGCCAACAUCUUUUUGAUCGAUUUGAUCCGGCAGGGGCGAAGCUGAAAUGCAAGCG